Vicia villosa (hairy vetch) is the source of this 1562-nucleotide messenger RNA. RefSeq names its product purine permease 21-like. The record is from RefSeq and is a predicted model, not a curated record. Lineage: Eukaryota; Viridiplantae; Streptophyta; Magnoliopsida; Fabales; Fabaceae. Gene Ontology annotation, cellular component: membrane. Gene Ontology annotation, molecular function: purine nucleoside transmembrane transporter activity. The transcript has 2 exons. Bases 118 to 1311 code for a protein of 397 amino acids.
UUUAAUGUUUGUGUUUCAGUUUCAUUUUUCUUCUUAAAUACAGUACCACAAACCUAUACUACACUUCCCUUGUCUUAACUCUCUUUCCAAACUAUUUUAUCUAUUUCACUUUUACAUAUGGGAGAAGAAGCACAAGAACUGCAACUUCACCAAAUAGAAGCUAAUGAAGCCAAAGAAACAUUAUCAUUGAAAGAAAAUAGCUUUGAAGAUCAAAAAAAUAUUAUGAUGAGUAAAAAAAGAAGAUAUUAUUUCAAGAUAGCCAUUUAUGUUGCACUUGUGUUGGUAGGGCAGUCAGCUGCAACACUUCUUGGAAGAUUGUAUUAUGAAAAAGGAGGAAAGAGUAAAUGGAUGGGAACACUUGUUCAACUUGCUGGUUUCCCAAUUCUAUUACCUUAUUACUUUUUUAUCACAUCAACCAAAAAACUCGCCGUAAAUAAAAAUAAUAACAUCGUUAAUCCAAUUUCAAAUCCACCAUCUGUUUUCAUGCUAGCUUUUGUGUAUGUCUCAAUUGGUCUAAUAAUUGGAUUAAUUUGUUACUUAUUUUCAUUUGGGCUGUUAUACCUACCUGUCUCUACUUUUACACUUAUUUGCUCAUCGCAAUUAGGUUUCAAUGCUUUAUUUGCUUAUUUCCUGAAUUCACUGAAGCUCACACCUUACAUAAUAAACUCCUUAGUCCUUCUAACAAUUUCUUCCUCCCUCCUUGUGUUUCAAAACGAGUCGUCGAAUUCCACAAAUGUUUCGAAGAAAAUGUAUGUGAUUGGAUUCAUAUGCACUAUAGGUGCAGCUGCAGGGUAUGGAUUGGUCCUUUCCCUUACACAACUAGCUUUCAAGAAGGUUGUGAAGAGUGAGAGUUUCAAAGCUGUUAUGGAUAUGAUAAUAUAUCAGUCAUUGGUAGCUGUUUGUGUCCCUCUAGUAGGACUUUUUGCAAGUGGAGAGUGGAAUGGUAUAAAGAAAGAAAUGGAAGAGUAUGAGUUAGGGAAAGCUUCGUAUGUGUUGAGUUUGAGUUUCACAGCCAUAGGUUGGCAAGUCUUUAAUAUUGGUUGUGUUGGACUUAUUUUCGAGUUUUCUUCUCUUUUCUCUAAUGCUAUAAGUGUUGUGGGAUUGCCUAUUGUUCCUAUAUUAGCUGUGUUUUUCUUUGAAGAUAAAAUGCAUGGGAUUAAGGCCAUAUCUAUGGUACUAGCUGUUUGGGGCUUUAUAUCUUAUAUGUAUCAACAGUAUUUGAAUGAGAGCAACGCCGAGGCAGAAAAGAGUGACACUCGUCACGUUACAAAAGUUAUGUCUCCUUUGGAAGUGGAUGAUAGAAGAGGGUGAUUGCGGACACAUGUUAAUCCAAUGAUCAGGCCAAGAAGAACUAAUUCAAUAUGUAAAUUAUAAAAAUUGAGUUGGUUUAUAUCAUUGGUUCUUUUAAUGUUGUUGUAAACCAUAUAUGAUUAAUUAGUAUAUUGACUUAGUAAUUGGAAGUCUAAUUAUAUCUUAGUCAAAAUUGUAUGUGAAAAAGUUAUGUGUAAUGAUAUUUCAAAAAAUUAAGAAUUCAUAUAUAUGAUGUGUUUUGACGAUAUAAA